AUGGCUCGUGGAGAAGCAAAACAGACCAGGAUUUACUUCAAGGGCAAAGAGAACGAGUUUGUUGUUUUUGUUGACAAUCCGGAAGCCGUCGAGACGUGGAAAGCGGAUCAGACCACCCCUCUGGUACAAGUUGUUAAGGCAUUUGAGAUCUUUGUUACUCAAAGGCACGGAACUCAAGGACAACUACUUGUAGCCUCGAAUGCACUGCUCGACGAAGAGUUUGGGACCAACGAUCAGGAGGAAAUUAUCAGGGCGAUUCUAGGAAAUGGUCUUCUGCAAGAGAAAUGGGACGCAGAGAGACAAGGCUCUAGAAACGAUAGUAUUGGCCCACGAGGUGGUCAUUAG
Molecule: messenger RNA, 345 nt
Organism: Cladophialophora psammophila CBS 110553
Lineage: Eukaryota; Fungi; Ascomycota; Eurotiomycetes; Chaetothyriales; Herpotrichiellaceae
Exons: 3
Coding region: 1-345 (114 amino acids)
Source: RefSeq, a predicted model, not a curated record